AUGGCUUAUUUACAAAGGUUGGUGAAGGGUGAAGCUGGAUCCGGCCCGGAGGUGCUCUCUCCCGACUCAAAAGUUAUGCUAAAAUCUGGUCGUGAAAGAUUUCACAAGGCCUUAGUUAUGCUCCAAAAGGAACCCGCGGUCGAGAAUUUGGUCGUUGACUUAUCUUCUGACAAGGAUUUCUGGAAUGCUAUCAUGAACAACAAGGCUGUUCAGGAUCUCCAAAGCUCCAUUUCUCAAGAACGAGAAACGCAACUCCAAAUGCAAGAAGGACCCGACAUGGGAACCAUGGUUCUGGGAUGGAUAGAGGAGAUGAUUGCGAGGUCAAAGAUACGAGAAUUGAUCGAGAAAAUUGGUGCGAUGCUGGCCGAGGUCUUUGUUCCUAAACAGAAAGAGAAGCCCACAUCAGAACUCACUGAUCUCGUUGAAGAAAAGAUUAGGUCUUCGUUCCUUCUUGCUGUGGUGGUUAUUUUCAUUGUGGUUUUCACCAGAAACUGA
Oldenlandia corymbosa var. corymbosa is the source of this 495-nucleotide messenger RNA. NCBI's taxonomy places the organism in Eukaryota, Viridiplantae, Streptophyta, Magnoliopsida, Gentianales, Rubiaceae. The record is from the annotation of a GenBank genome assembly.